GGAGCUAGUUCAGUUACAUGGGCUAUAUGUUUUUUUUUACCCGGAGAGGAGUUUUAUUUAUAUUUUUUUAACGUGGGAAAUGCUGAAGGCAAGAGGGAACGGAUAAUCAACCUUUAACAGUUGAAUUUAGACACAACUAUAUUGCACAAAUCCAUUUUUCUGGACGAAGCCAGCCUAAAUAUUUUGGUUUCAUUUUGUUAAAACACUCCCGGACCAGACUAAAAUUUGAUUAACGCAGAUGCUUCUUAGUUGGGGUGUGGGAAGAGUCUGACUUCAGGGAAAUGGCACUUAAUACACUGAAUUUAGACUACCAAACGUAUAUUUAGACCGAAUCACCAUCUCUUCAAAAUAAAAUGUCCAAUAUGAAGACCUUGUCCUGGUUUGUGUUUGCCCUGGGUAUUCUCCAUGUGGUGGGUGAGGUGAUCUACAAGAGAAUUGGUCUGCCCGUCAAUAUUGAUUGUGGAGUCAAGACCUCUUACAAGGAUGUAGAGUGGAGACAUAAAGCUGUGGGUGGAAGUGAAUCUGUGUCGAUCAUGGGCAUGAAAGUGAAGACUGGCAGCCAGCGAAAAGGAAAUGCUCCCAUGGUUGAAAGGGCGAAAAUGAGAGGGGACAAGCUGGAAAUCUCUGCUCUACAGGGUGGUGACGCCGGAAUUUACAUCUGUAUGGUGGACGGGAAAACGAUGGAUCACAGACUCGACAUUGUCACAGUCAAUGUCCACCCUGCCAAUGUCCUCAUCCAAGGCACCAAUGCUAUCCUCGAGUGCCAGGUGACCGGAGUGGAUCCCUUGCCCAGUGUGGAGUGGGUUAGUCCAGGUGGAAUGGCGGCAGGGGCCCCUGUACGACCUGGCUUUGGGAAUGUCUCUUUCAGCUCUGUGGCCCUGUCAGACACAGGAGAAUGGACUUGUCAGAUUACUCAGAAUGAGAAGAUACACAAAGAGACUCAGACCAUCAAUGUGAAAAGUUUGUUGACUGCUAAGCCCCUCUUGCCGGUGGAGGGCCAAGAUGAUGAGCAGGGGCACAGUGGACCUAACUCUGAUGUAAAAACUGUGACAACUUGCAAUCACUGUACCAAAGGCAGCCAGCAGCCCGUUGAGGGGGUGUCCAUGCUGGGCUUAAGCCUGUGGGUGUGGGUGGCAGUGGGAGCAGGAUGCUUGGUCGUGGUCUUACUCCUGGUGACUAUUGUUCUCCUGUACCACAGGAACAAAAUAAUUAAGAGAAGAGCCCGGAAGGUGAAGAACAUCAGAGAGCCUUUGAAGUCCAACGGCUACUGCCAGUGUAACCGCACACUAGUGGGUCCACCUCGGAGGACACAGAGAGAGAAGCCUUUGGCUGUACCACUGAAACAGUGCUGAUGGAGUGGAGCAUUAUGGGCUGGAACAGGCUUGAUCGACGACACAGGGUGGAUGGAAAAAUGAGAGAGAGAGAGAGAAAAGUAGUCUUAUACAGUUAGAUUGACCCAAGGGAGAGAGAGAGAGGGGGUGAGAUAAUGUAAAUGGGCUUAUGUCUGUUUCAAAAAUAUGAAUGAUGAAAUGAUAUAAACUGAAAAUCACGUGUUGAAGAAAGAAACAAGCAAUGUUAUUCUUACCUAUGUUAUUGAAUGUCAUCAGACGUCUUUCCUGGCAUUGUACGGCCAUCCUCUAAUGCAUUGCAUCUUUGUACUUAGAUAAUACUCAAUGAUUAUUCAUUUUCACACAAAGCCGCAGAUGUAUACCGUACGGUUUUCGAAGGCUUUUGCAAUGAUUCUUGCUGUUAUAUUGUUCAUAGUGGCCUAUUUACAGACGUUACAAUUUUGUCAACUUUAUGGCUACUUUUUUUUUUAAAUACCUGCUUGUUAAGUUAUGAAUUGAUAUGCCUGUUCAGUUCAUGUGUUUUCUUGUUGAAGGGAAUGAAGAUCAUAAUAACCAAUAAAGCAUAUUUUUUGGA
Molecule: messenger RNA, 1923 nt
Organism: Oncorhynchus masou masou (cherry salmon)
Lineage: Eukaryota; Metazoa; Chordata; Actinopteri; Salmoniformes; Salmonidae
Exons: 9
Coding region: 354-1352 (332 amino acids)
Biological process (GO): interleukin-15-mediated signaling pathway; T cell activation; positive regulation of ERK1 and ERK2 cascade
Cellular component (GO): external side of plasma membrane; membrane raft
Molecular function (GO): MHC class II protein binding; protein tyrosine kinase binding
Source: RefSeq, a predicted model, not a curated record